Sorghum bicolor (sorghum) is the source of this 734-nucleotide messenger RNA. RefSeq lists its product as uncharacterized. Lineage: Eukaryota; Viridiplantae; Streptophyta; Magnoliopsida; Poales; Poaceae. The transcript has 3 exons. The record is from RefSeq and is a predicted model, not a curated record. Bases 15 to 467 code for a protein of 150 amino acids.
AGAAGCACGGGCGGAUGUGGAUUGCCAACAGCGUCAUCGACAGUUCCGAGCUCUCCCUCACGCGGAUCCGAGCAGGUAGCGCCGCCACUGACCCACCCAUACGUCCACGGGUGAGCUCUUCACAGCACCAGGUCGAUGCACUCCAGGCCGAGCUACAAAAUGAGAAGAAGCAGCGUGAGGAGACAGACGCGAAGCUUGUGGCCACAAGUGCGACGGUGGAGGCCCAGAAUGCGGCGCUGGCAAUGCAGCAAACAAGGCUAGAGGAACUAACGAAGUUCCUAGCAGCUGUUGGCGAGAAGUCCGGUUUGUCCUUGCCACCAGAGCUCCUCCAUCCCCUCCCUUUGCCGGUGCCUGUUCUACCUACUCCUCAACAGUCGGCGGGUUCGAAUCCUACUCCUGCAGCAAUUGCAGAAGGCAUACCCUCACCAGGCGUUCAGUACCCACCAGGCGGAGCCCCAACGUCUUGAGAUGCAGUGGUAGUGCUUGUUGUGAACUUGUGUUGUGAACUUGUGGAGACAACUAUGCACUUUGUGAACUUGAGCCGCACUUUGUGAACUUGUGGAUGUGAACUUGUGACAUUUGUGCUAUAUAUGUUGUGCUUGUUGUGGUGAAUGUGCCAGUGGUUGUAUCUAUGGUCUGGAUAACAUAUAUAUAUGUGUGUGAUUUUUAUUGUUUGAUCAGGUGGAUUGGAAAAUAAAAAUAAAAAAAACUGUUUUCUGUAGGUUUGCCGAGCG